This is a messenger RNA of Poeciliopsis prolifica (blackstripe livebearer), 4108 nucleotides long. RefSeq names its product basic leucine zipper ATF-like transcription factor 2 (gene batf2). The record is from RefSeq and is a predicted model, not a curated record. Gene Ontology annotation, cellular component: nucleus. Gene Ontology annotation, biological process: regulation of transcription by RNA polymerase II. The transcript has 3 exons. Bases 159 to 1205 code for a protein of 348 amino acids. NCBI's taxonomy places the organism in Eukaryota, Metazoa, Chordata, Actinopteri, Cyprinodontiformes, Poeciliidae. Gene Ontology annotation, molecular function: DNA-binding transcription factor activity, RNA polymerase II-specific; RNA polymerase II cis-regulatory region sequence-specific DNA binding.
CCGCCUGCACUCAAAACUGAGCGGCUCAGUCCUCACACAGCAUCAGCGGCUCACCGCGCCACCUGCAGUCCAGGUGGGUCGGUCUGACUCACCCUGCCAGGCUGGAUGUGCUCUGAUCCGGACCGGGUGAGAGUCGGACCAGCUGCUGGAGGAGAAACAUGCCCCUGCUGUUCAUGGACACCGGGAUGAGUGAGCUGAGCAGCCCCUGCGGCUCCCUGUCGGCGGAGGAGUACAGCAGCAGCACCUCUGCUCUGGAGAGAGAAGGAGAGGGGAACCAGCCUCGACCCAGAGCGACAAAGAGGCGAGAAAAGAACCGAGACGCGGCGAGAAAAAGCCGGCGCAAACAAACGGAGAGAGCAGAUGAGCUGCACGAGGAGCUGCAGAAUCUUGAGCAAUCAAAUUCAGCUCUGCAGAAGGAAAUUGCAAAGCUGAAGAAAGACCUUCGCCUCUAUGAGAUGGCGCUGGAGCGCCACAAAUCUCACUGCUGCCUCGCGAACGGCGCUUCGUCCCCAGCAGAUAGCAAAAGCAGCUCCGGGCCUCUGCAGGACUCUUCCUCCUUAAACACCAGAGGGGGUUUAAAAGCCUUCAGUGACCCUGAAAAGACUCGUCUCCCGUCUUCAUCUUCCUCUCCAGCAGCAUCAGCCCAGUCGGCUAAACUCCUCGUUACCUCGUCCUCAUCCACUUCUUCCUAUUCUGCUUCUUUCUCCACAAAUCCAGCUCCUCAUUCCUUGUUUUGUGAACCGCCUACCAGCUUCGUUCGAUCCCCAGCAGCUCAGCUACUGACAAACAACGCUAACACAACUGCCUCAGCAUCUCCAAGCCUUACAGACGUUUCAUUUUUAAGAACCCUCAGUUCUUCCUGUGCAGCUGCACCGGCAGGUCAAUCCUCCUCAGCGGUACAAAACACAGCUUUACCGAACCAAAGCAGGAAUCUGCCUCAGUUUCCACCCUGCAGGUUCAGUGGAAGCAGUGAUGUGACCUUGGUGACCUCUCCUCCUGCUGCUCCUCCGGCCUCCAUUGAAGGUUACGAUCAACAGGUUUCUCCGGCUCCUGAGUCCCUGCUGUCCCUGCUCACAGUGCCCAGCCCUCUGAUUCACUGUCAGACCACCUUUCAUGCACCAGCACCAGCCGCCUCUAAGGACACGUCUCUCUCUGAGCUGCUGGAGGUCAACGAGUGGAUCCUGAGUGGCUUCGGCAACCAGUAGCAUCACAGAACAGCUGCUUAUUUUUAUUACAUUGAGAGAAGUCCAACUGUAAGACACAACCAACGUCUCGCACUACAAAAACACAAAAUCACGCAAAGUAUUUUUGGGCCCACUUUCUAGUGCAAACAUCUCAGUUAACUUUAAAUAAGAUAAAAUUAACCUACAAGUUAAGAUUCAGCAAGAAUUGUGUCUUAAAGUUGUUUAGCAUCAAAUCCUAUCAGGUAUUUAUAGCAUAGAGUCGUCAUAUAAUCCCAACAAUAAGAUCAUUUUCUAGUCAUUUUUACCAGGGAUGUCAUUAAUAGUAAACCUUAAAAUAAAAAUCAUUUUUAUUUCAGCAGUAUAAUUUUCCACUUAGAUUUUCAGUUACAGUAAUGCCUGAACAAACACUUUUCUGCUCUACCAUCACAAAUGUAAAUAGGAAUAAAGUUUGCUAAAGUCCUUCUUGGGGGGCUGCAGAGGGAACGGGUUGCCCAGGGCCCAAUUUAUGUGAGAACCGCCACUGGAUAAAGCAGAAAAAGCUCUUUCCUGGUAUUGAACUGGUAUUAAUGAUCUCAUAAAAGACCAAGUUAGUUUAAAUAUUUUACACGUUUUCCAAGGCUGCUAAUACAUCUGUAUAUGAAAAUGUGAGCUGGUAAUAAAUAAGUAAAGCUGCAGCUUUCAAAGAAUAAAUCAACUUAACAAAAGAAGGGCGAUGUAUUCAUCAGCUCCUGUCAGGCCUUUGCCUGAUUUUGUUCCUGUUCUGUUUUGAGCCCAAUUCUUCUUACUUUGCCCUCCGUUUGAACAGAGAGUUCUCCUUUGGUCGACACCACAGAGACCUCCAGAAAGCAAGACAAACGACUCAUCAGGAUCCAUUUAAGAGAUUUCAAAACUUAUCGGAAGGAAUCUAUAAACGCAGUAUGGUUUCUGAGAAAGUUUUGCACAUAGUAAAAUCAAAACAAAGAGUUUUAUUACUCGUUUGCCAAAAUCUAGGGAAGAAAAAACAUGCCAAACACCAGAUGUGCUUGGUGCCUUUUUCGAUCUUAUUUUUCACUCCUAGCAAUCGAUUAAUCUGUCGCUUAUUCUGAUAAUUAAUUGAUUAAUCAGAUAAGAAAGUCGGCACAUUCUGCAGAUUUUCAUCAGUCUGUUUUAUACAACAUUCGAAAUACAUUAAAAUUAACUCUCUUUUUUGAGUCUCAAACUUUGCAACAUCAACUGAACUGAGUCACUCUGUUUCUAAGAACUACAGAUAACUCGGUCCUGGUCGUCAGCUGUUUCUUAAUUUAUACAGAAACAGUUGGGUCUGUGACCGUUAGAGUCCGAGCCGACGUGCAGCGGCUGCGCUUCCCUGCAGGUUCGUGGAAAUGCAAUUUGUAGAUAUUUGCAUCAGAAGCUCCCAAACUGAACCAGACAGCUGUGGCUGCACAUUUUGUAAACUUAUUUUUGCAUCUAAAGACGCUGAGGGAUUUGUCUUUCCUGUCUGCUGCUUUUUAUUUCUGCACUGCAAAAUCCAGUUCCUCAAACACUACAGAGUGUUUUAUCUCUGCUUUAGGACAAAGCAGUGCGAUCUGAACUAAUGUGGUUUCAGUCGUCUUGUCUGUGCUGAAGCAGGUACCAGAUGUCAACGUGACGGUGAAGAAACCUUCCUAUGACUCAUGAGUCGCUGCAGCAGCCGACACGCCAGGCGCCCGCCGCCUUGAGCUGACAUGCACCACCGAACACUCAGUGAUCCCACCGGGUUGUUUUGUCUCAGGUCAUAAAACACAUUUUGCAUCAACUAUUUUUCCAAAUUUUGCAUAAAUAUGAGAGUAACGCCCAGUCGCCAGCGUACAUAACAAAUAUUUAUUAUUUUCUGAAUGUUUAACUCUUUGAAUGGCCGUUUUGGCCACAAAAAGUGGAUGUUAUCACGAGAUUUUUCUGAGGAGGCAAAAAUAAUAGUAACUUUAGAACAUCAGCGAAAGUAGAAAACAGAGUAAACUGCGCCACCUGUGGGCCAACGACACAAAGUGACCUUUUUAAGAUAAUUAUGGAAAUCAACAUUUAUCAGAUAAUAUUAAGGUUUUUAACCUCAUAAAUGCCUGUUUUAGCAAUUCAACUAUCUUUUCUUUUAAAACAGAAAGUUUUUUCUUUCCUCUUAAAUAUUCAAAAGUUUAGUAGUUUCAGGUCAUUUAAAAACUAAAUAAAUUUCUCCAUUUUUUCAAAUUAAUGAUCUUAGUAUCAGCUCCCUUCCAACAGCAAAAAUGAUCACAGUUCUGAUCUAUUUUUACAUUGGAAACGAAUUAAAAAGUCUUCAGAAAGUUCAUCCAUUAUUACACAUAAAAACAAAUUUGCCUUGUGGAAAAUAAUGAAACAAAAAUCUGAAGGGAUUUCAACAUGAGGAAAUAAAAGAAGAGAUACAGAUUGUUCAGUUUAGCUCAAAAAAAGCCCAUGAAGGAGAAACAUCUCUAAAGAAAAUCACAUUUUUACACAUUUCAUGCAUUUUUUUUGCAUCAACUCAAGUUAAACAGAUUAUGGAUUUAAUGUUAGAAGAUCUUCUGAGGAUUGGAGAGGAAAACAUUCACACUCCAAAUAAAGCAGCCAUGUUGGAUGCUUUGAUUUAUAUGUCAUUAAUUUUAUUUUAAGGAUUGUCUCAUCAACCAGAACUUGCCAAAGAUGCUGAAUGAGUUUAGUUUGCAUGAAUGAGAGGUUUUUAUGGACCAUUUAAUUAUUGAACAAUUAUCGUGCUUUGGAUGAAAAUGCUGCAUUUACUUUGUUUUUCACUGAAUUUCAAAAGGCUAGUGCUUUUAUUUAAGUGACAAUUUAGAUUUCUCUAAUGAUUCAUGUUGAUUAAAUCUGUAACUACAUAUGAAAUAUAGAGUUUAUGGAUAUAUACUGUAGAUUGAGAGGAAAUAUAUGGGUUUAUAUUAACAAUUUAGUGCGUUUUUAAG